Molecule: messenger RNA, 773 nt
Organism: Drosophila melanogaster (fruit fly)
Lineage: Eukaryota; Metazoa; Arthropoda; Insecta; Diptera; Drosophilidae
Gene: Sld5
Product: Sld5
Exons: 3
Coding region: 57-743 (228 amino acids)
Source: RefSeq, marked reviewed
ACGAUUCCCAAAAUUUGCGCCAAAAUCUGCAAAAUAAUAAACAAAUAAAUAAAACCAUGUCGGAUGUAGAAGACGUGCCCGAAACCCAGUUAGAAAUCGAUGUCAGCGAUGGCGCCGGACUGGAGGAUGAGGAUGAUGACGAUAUGGAACAGAUUACAGCUCAGAAGGUUCUGGAAAUCAUAGAAACCGCGUGGAUAAAUGAAAUGUGUGCGCCGGAGAUCCUGCCCAGCCAGACGGACAUGCUGGAGCUGAUGGUCUCCCAGGUGGCCCACAUGGAGGAGCAGAUGCGCGAUCUGGACAAGAACGAUUUCCGAGCGGUGGUGCACUCCAUGGAACUGGAGAGGGUGCGCUACAUAAUGGCCAGUUAUCUGCGUUGCCGCCUGCAGAAGAUCGAAACCUUCACGCAGCACAUCCUCAACCAGGAGGAGAGCCGUGAGCCGGAUGACAAACGUCUGUCUCCCGAGGAGACUAAGUUCGCCCAGGAGUUUGCCAGUAAUGUGGAUGAGUACUUCCACAAAGUAGCCACCCAGUACAUGCCCAACCAGCAGAGAGGAGAGGCGGAGCAGAGGAUUGUGACGCCCAAUCUGAUGAGCCAUGUCUUUCUUAAGGCAAAUGUGGCAGUGCCCGCUGUGAUCGUGGGCGUCGAUGAUGAGGAGGUGGACAUGGCGGCCGGCUCCCAGCAUAUUAUUCCCUACCAACUAGUGGCCGACUUGAUACAAAACAACCAAGCGCAGCUAAUUUAAAAGACUUAUUUAGCAGGUAAUAUACAUGAU